Messenger RNA from Endocarpon pusillum Z07020, 486 nucleotides. RefSeq names its product 60S ribosomal protein L24. Gene Ontology annotation, biological process: cytoplasmic translation. The transcript is spliced from 3 exons. The record is from RefSeq and is a predicted model, not a curated record. Gene Ontology annotation, cellular component: cytosolic large ribosomal subunit. Lineage: Eukaryota; Fungi; Ascomycota; Eurotiomycetes; Verrucariales; Verrucariaceae. Gene Ontology annotation, molecular function: structural constituent of ribosome; mRNA binding. Bases 1 to 486 code for a protein of 161 amino acids.
AUGCGUACCUACGAUGACACCUUCAGCGGCACGAAAAUAUACCCUGGCAAGGGCAAGCUCUAUGUGCGCGGCGACAGCAAGAUCUUCCGGUUUCAGAAUGGCAAGACCGAGUCCUUGUUUCUACAGCGCAAAAACCCUCGCAGAAUAGCAUGGACCACGCUCUAUCGAAGAAUGCACAAGAAGGGUAUCUCUGAGGAAGUCGCAAAGAAACGAACUCGAAGAACGGUCAAGUCACAGCGAGCCAUCGUCGGUGCCUCGUUAGACGUCAUCAAGGAGCGACGCUCACAGAGACCGGAAGCACGUGCUGCAGCACGCCAAGCUGCCAUCAAGGAGGGCAAGGAGAAGAAGUCUGCAUAUGAGAGCAAGAAGAAGCAGGAGAAGGCAAAGAGUGCGGCUGGCGCGGCGAGAGGGCAGGUCAAGGGUGCGCUCUCAAGCAAGCAACAGGCAAAGGGUGCACCGACCAAGGUGACAGCUAAGACUCGUUGA